Molecule: messenger RNA, 351 nt
Organism: Rangifer tarandus platyrhynchus (Svalbard reindeer)
Lineage: Eukaryota; Metazoa; Chordata; Mammalia; Artiodactyla; Cervidae
Source: the annotation of a GenBank genome assembly
AUGCGGUCCCGGCAGCGCUUGCGGUCCCGGCAGCGCUUGCGGUCCCGGCAGCGCUUGCGGUCCCGGCAGCGCUUGCGGUCCCAGCGGCGGGGUUCACAGCACAUGCGGACCCGGCGGCGGGAUUCCCAGCGCAUGCUGGAGCCGUCGCUACGGCGGCUUGUGGCAUGGAAAUUCAUUUUUUAUAAAAAGGGAAAGGGACUAGAAUGUAGACAUUGUGAGUUGGUGGUGGUGAGGGGGAUCUCAACCAAGAACCUAGAAGGGAAUAUGAACAAAGAACAAAAGGGCAUCGCUCACCACUCUUCAAAGGCUAAGUCAUACCCCUUUUCAGUGGCCACCAACAGUGUAACCUGA